UGCAAACCAAUUCAGACACAAUUUAUUCCGAUGUUGAUUAAAAUAAUGCGAAAAUAAAAUAAAAUAAACUAUAUAAGGUACAAGGCAGGGUCCGGGGUUCUGGAGUGUUCAUGAGGCCUUUUUUGUGCUCUUCACCUUUCACUCCACGAAAUCAAAAACAAGUGCUAAGAAGCUCCGUGUCUCUAUUCUCAAACAUGUAGCACCAAACCCAAGUUGGCAUCCAAGUUUUAUAACACUAAUACUGCAUAUAAUAUUAUUAUAAUAUACAUAACAACAGUUAUUGAUAUUGUUGUGAUUGUGUGUGAUUUUGGUGUCGUCCCUUUUUCUUAUGUUUAAGGUUGUACGGAGUUUAUGUGUUGAUUCAAUUCGUCGAUAAGAAACCUUAGUUUGAUAUUUUGAUUGGUUCUGUGGAGAGUUUUUUUUUCUUUGGUGUGGUUUUUGGUUUGUGCUGUUUUUGGUUGGGAAUAACAAUGGCCGAUGAAGGAAACAAAAGCAAUAACUUCUAUUCGAUCUUGGGGUUGAAGAAGGAGUGCACUGAAUUGGAGCUAAAGAAUGCUUAUAGGAAACUUGCAAAGAAAUGGCACCCAGAUCGUUGUUCAGCGACCGGGAAUUCAGAGUUAGUGGAAGAAGCUAAGAAAAAAUUUCAGGAAAUUCGGGAAGCCUAUUCAGUUUUAUCUGACGCCAACAAAAGGUUAAUGUACGACGUGGGAGUCUACGACAGUGAUGACGACGAGAACGGCAUGGGGGACUUCUUGGACGAAAUGCUAACAAUGAUGAGUCAGACCAAAUCGAAUGAAAACGGAGAGGAGAGCUUUGAGGAGUUGCAACAGUUGUUUGAAGACAUGUUUGAAGCAGAUAUUGGAUUGGACGGAGGCCCUUCUCUUGCUUCUUCUGAUUGCUCAACUUCAUCUGCUUACAUGACUUAUAGUGAAAGUUCUAGUUCAAAUAAACACAAUUCCUCUGAGAUGAAUUUCGGGAAGGCAGAGAAUUCUUCUGUCUUUGAUGCUGGUUACCAGAAUUUCUGUUUUGGGGUAGGUCAUGUAAACUAUCAUUACCAAUGAGUGAGGAUACAAAAACAAUGCAGUCUGUGUGAGGUAUGUGAAAGUGACAGGUGAACCAACUCCAAGAUAUAAAGAAGAAAAAGGGGGGAAUUCUAGGAGGAGGUAGAAGUAGACACAGAAAUGGCAGAAAGCAAAAUAUGUCCUAUGGCCAUGAUGUUUCAUCGAAUGACUACCCUGGAAUUUCCACAAAGUAAAUGACCUUAUGCAACUAAAAGUUUAGGAGGGAAAAGGACUAAGGAUGAUCAUAGUUUAUACAAAAAUUAGUUCUAGGCCAUUGUUGCCUUACCAUGAAAAAUCUAUGGUAGUGGCACCUUCAAUUUCAUGUUCCCAAGGUUGCAAUUGUACAAUCAUGCUAGUACUUUAAAUUUUAAAUCUAUUGAGAACCCAUUUAAGUCUCUUUCAUUUAUGCAAAAUUGCCACUA
Molecule: messenger RNA, 1483 nt
Organism: Glycine soja
Lineage: Eukaryota; Viridiplantae; Streptophyta; Magnoliopsida; Fabales; Fabaceae
Product: dnaJ homolog subfamily B member 6-like
Exons: 7
Coding region: 471-1061 (196 amino acids)
Source: RefSeq, a predicted model, not a curated record